ACAAAACUCUCUCAAACUCCCUGCACUCUCUCAAACUCUCACAAAAUCCCGUAGAUUUAAAAUACACUCGACUCCCCGACUCACAAAAUUUCCCAACUGUAUUCGAUCAUCGUACUCUUCUUCUUCUCCAUCUCCGGAUCUGAUCUACAAAAACCUCAACCGACAGAACUCAGAACACACAAAUUCGAGGUUUUUCCUCUCCAAUACAACAAUGAGAACACCUCGUGCCUCAACGGCAACAUCUACAACAACGAAUGACGAAUCAGGAUUCCGAGACGCAGAAUCGCUCUUCCGAACAAAACCAAUCUCAGAAAUCCGAACAAUCGAGGUCAAAACACAGAAAGAAAUCGAGGAAAAGAAAGAAGAGCUCCGUCAAUUAGUAGGUAAUCGUUACCGUGAUCUAAUCGAUUCAGCUGAUUCAAUUGUAUGUAUGAAAUCAUCAUGUCAAUCUAUAUCAUCAAACAUUUCCAUGAUUGAGAAUUACAUUCAUUCCCUUUCGCAUAAUAACUAUGAUAAUGGCGAUAAUACCCCUAGGGGGAUGAAUUACAGUAAUCCUGUUAGAGUAAGGGUGUAUGGAAUUGCUUGUAGGGUUAAGUAUUUGGUGGAUACUCCUGAGAAUAUUUGGGGUUGUUUAGAUGAAUCUAUGUUUUUAGAGGCUUCUGGGAGGUACAUUAGGGCGAAAUUGGUUCAUGAUUUGGUUGUGAGUAGUGAGAAUAAGGAGUUUUUGACGAAUUUUCCGUUGUUGGGGCAUCAAUGGGGGAUUGUUGAGAGUUUUAAAGGCCAGAUAUCUGCUAGGAGUAGAGAGAGGUUGAUGGAUUGUGAUUUGGGGAUUGGGGCUUAUGCUGAUGCAUUGGGUGCCGUUGCGGUUAUUGAUGAGUUGGGGCCGGAGGAGGUGUUGAGGUUGUUUUUGGAGUCGAGGAAAUCAUGGGUUUCACUGAAAUUAGGGGGCUCGGGGGAUGUGGUUUCGGUUUUUUGUGAUAUUGUUAAGAUAAUUCAGGUUAGUUUAGGGCAGGUAGGAGAAAUGUUUUUGCAGGUGUUGAAUGAUAUGCCGUUGUUUUAUAAAACCAUAUUGGGGUCUCCACCUGGUUCGCAGUUGUUUGGUGGGUUACCGAAUCCGGAAGAGGAAGUGAAACAGUGGAAAUUACAUAGGGAGAAGCUUGAAUCUGUUAUGUUGGUAUUGGAUAAAGAGUUGAUUGCUAAAACUUGUUUGAAUUGGUUGAAGACUUGUGGCGAAGAGACUGUUAGUAAAGUCAAUGGGAGAUACUUAAUUGAUAGUAUUAUUAGCGGGGAAGAGUUAGCGUCAGCUGAGAAGCUGAUCAGAGAGUCGUUGGAUAGUCGUAAGGUGUUGGAAGGGAGUUUGGAGUGGCUUAAGAGUGUUUUUGGAUCUGAAAUUGAGUCUCCUUGGAAUAGGAUUCGUGAACUUGUCUUGGGUACUGACGAAGAUCUCUGGGAUGGUAUUUUUGAGGAUGCUUUUGUUCGGAGGAUGAAAGAGAUUAUAGAUUCUGAAUUUAAGGAUUUAAGUAGAGUUGUUAAUGUGAGGGAUUCAAUCAGGGUAAUUGUGCCAGUUCCUGGAGUAGGUCGCAUUGAUUUCAUAACGUACUUAAACAGACCAUCUACAGGGGGUGGGGUUUGGUUUUUGGAGCCAAAUGUUAGAAAGACUGGUACAGGAUUGACAUCUAGAGGGGCAACAGAUGAAAAUGACUUCCAUAGUUGUCUGAAUGCAUAUUUCGGUCCAGAAGUUGGUCAAAUUAGAGAUGCAGUAGACAGCAGAUGCCAGAAAAUUCUAGAAGAUUUUAUGUGCUUCUUAGGGUCUCCCAGAGCUGCAUCAAGGUUGAGAGAGUUAUCUUCUUAUCUGCAGGAUGAAUGUUACGAAAGUUUAUCAAUUAUAGUGGGAGAAAUUGAAGAGGAACUUCGACACCUUUCAUCUUCGAUAAGGCAUAUCAACGAGGAUUCUGAACCACCAGCGAUAUUGGUCGAAAGAUCUCUAUUCAUUGGGCGUCUCUUAUUUGCAUUUCGAAAUCACUCAAGUCACAUACCCUUGAUACUCGGUUCUCCAAGGUUAUGGGUGAAUGCCACAAGCUCUAUGAUGUUUGAUAAGGGAACAUCACCCCACCCAGUUAACUCGAGGAUUUCCCUUGAUUCUCCCAUGCGUGAUAGCCCCAGAAGGCAAAGUCUGAAUGGCAUCAGAAGACAAUCUUCAUCUACUUCGGCUGCCUUGUCUGGGGUGAUUGACAGUGCCAGUCCAAAACUUGAUUUACUUAGCACGAAAUUCCGAGAUAUAUGUAUUUGGGCUCACAGUUUGUGGAUUACUUGGGUAUCUGAUGAAUUAUCAGCCAUUCUAUCGAAGGAAAUCAAUAACGAUGAUGCAUUGUCAUUGACAUCUUCCUCGAGGAGCUGGGAAGAAACUGUAAUUAAACAAGAGAAUUCCAGUGAGGGUCCUGUGGAGAUGAAGAUAGAACUUCCUUCCAUGCCUUCACUUUAUCUUACAUCUUUCCUAUAUCAAGCUAGUGAAGAGGUUCAUAGAAUUGGAGGGCACGUCCUUGACAAAUUGAUUCUGCAGAAGUUUGCUCUGGGACUUUUGGAAAGGGUGCUGAGUAUAUAUGGCAGCUUUGUUUCUACCUUAGAUGCUCGCAGUCCUAAGGUGACUGAAAGAGGAGUGCUGCAAAUUCUAUUAGACUUGAGGUUUGUUUUUGAUGUUUUAUCUGGGGGUGACUUGAACAUGAACGAUGAGUUAUCUAAAACUCCCAAGUCCAAGCUCUCUAUGAAAAGCCAGGUGCAAAAACAGAACUCCUCUGAGAGUAGAAAGCGUGUCCUGGAAUUGACAAGUAGUCUCUCACAAAGACUGGAUCCUAUAGACUGGCAAACGUAUGAGUCUUAUCUCUGGGAGAAUGAGAAACAGGCGUACCUACGGCAUGCUGUCCUCUUUGGUUUCUUUGUGCAGCUUAAUCGAAUGUACACUGACACCCAGCGGAAAUUACCUAGCAAUUCUGAGUCAAACAUAAUGAGGUGUUCCGUAGUCCCACGCUUCAAAUACCUUCCAAUCAGUGCUCCAGCAUUAUCUUCAAGAGGGACAGCUAAAUCAGCUCUUCCAAGUUCCACUGAAGAUAUAUCCUCCAGAAGCUCCUGGAAAAGCUAUCCGAGUGGAGACACCUCACCAAAACUUGAUUAUGACGAUACAUCUAGCUUUGGAGUUGCCAGUCCAUUUCUUAAGUCUUUCAUGCAGGUCGGCAGUAGAUUUGGUGAGAGCACACUGAAACUAGGAUCCAUGCUUACAGAUGGACAAGUAGGAAGGCUAAAGGACAAAUCAGCAGCAGCCAUGUCGACAUUCGGUGACAUGUUACCAGUCCAGGCAGCCGGCCUUCUAUCUUCUCUUAGUGUCAGGUCAACUGACCUUUGAGCACCGAACAGUAUUUAAUUCAUUUUUUUUUCCUCAAGAUUUUUAUAACAUAUUGGAGGUUUUCUUCCAUAUCAUCAUCUGGGUUUUUGCCAUCCUUUUUUGCAAGUCUAAGUUUUUCAGGAACAGUAAAGAAAAACCACAAUGAUAUUCAAUGUACAGUGUAGUUGAUGUAUUAUUGCAAUGUUACUUGGCGCACUUCUGCGUCUUUUCUGUACCUUUUUGUGUUUUUUUUUUUACAUUCAGGAUCCGUCAAGGGUAGAGACUACUAUGUAUUGACCGAGCUAUAUAAAUAUAUCCAGCAGAAGUUUUUACA
Molecule: messenger RNA, 3710 nt
Organism: Papaver somniferum (opium poppy)
Lineage: Eukaryota; Viridiplantae; Streptophyta; Magnoliopsida; Ranunculales; Papaveraceae
Product: conserved oligomeric Golgi complex subunit 1-like
Exons: 6
Coding region: 212-3397 (1061 amino acids)
Biological process (GO): intra-Golgi vesicle-mediated transport
Cellular component (GO): Golgi apparatus; COG complex
Source: RefSeq, a predicted model, not a curated record